Aspergillus aculeatus ATCC 16872 is the source of this 633-nucleotide messenger RNA. RefSeq lists its product as uncharacterized. Bases 1 to 633 code for a protein of 210 amino acids. Lineage: Eukaryota; Fungi; Ascomycota; Eurotiomycetes; Eurotiales; Aspergillaceae. The record is from RefSeq and is a predicted model, not a curated record. The transcript is spliced from 2 exons.
AUGCGUAUUCCGUUUCCCUUCUGGAAGCUUGUUCAAAUUCCGCUUUCAUCAAGCAAGAGCUACACCCUGGUGCUUCAAGAUGAUCCCCGGGUGGUCGAAUAUGUGGUCAGAUAUUUACACUGGGGAGUGUCUUACGUGUACCACGCCAAGCAGCCAUCUAGCAACACAAUGCUCAAGAAGCGCAAACUGGCAACCGAAAGCCGCAUGGACACCCAAAGCAAGAACAUGGGCACUCAGUCGAAGAGUCCUGCGCCUGGUCGAGAUUUAUCCUUGGUCGCUAUCUACUUCUUUACUCGGCUCUAUGCACUGGCCAAGCGCCUCGAGGCCGAUGGUCUCAGGAGAGCCUGCAGAGAUGCUAUUGCGAGGGCACUCAGCGUUGACAUGGACAGAGCCUCACUGAUGCGCGCAAUCAAGGAAAUGUAUACUUGCUUUGAUGAGAGUGACCAGGUGCUGCAAGACACGGUUGUGUCAGUUGCCCUCAAGAACCUGCUUCGCUUGCCAGCGCACAAAGGCGAGGGAGGGCGUAAGUCGACCUUGAAGGAUGUUCUUGAUGCUACUGCCUCUUUCUGCCGUGAUCUGAGCAUAGAGUUGGUGAAAGCUACGCCGCAGCAUGAUGAAAAACGACGCCAUUGA